Molecule: messenger RNA, 2617 nt
Organism: Prorocentrum cordatum
Lineage: Eukaryota; Dinophyceae; Prorocentrales; Prorocentraceae
Source: the annotation of a GenBank genome assembly
CACGCUGGCGCGGGGCCCGUCGGGCGGCUCCCUGCGCUCGGCGCGCGCCGCCCCCGGCGCGCCGGGGUGCCGCGAGGGCGAGGCACCCGACGCCCGUGCUCUUCCUCGCAGGGCGGCCCCCGAGAGCCGCUGCCCCGACGGCCCCCGCGCCGAGAUGACCGCGGUCCCCUCGGCAGGGUCCACGGCUCCGAAGGUGCGGGCGCUCCGCGUGUCCCGGGGCGCGGUGGAGGCGGCGAUGGAGAAGGCUGGGCCUCCCGAGCUGCCGAGCCCAGUGCUGGAGGGGAAACCCCUGCGGGUGAUCUUCGACCACCUCUUCCCCGUUGGCAGCGACCCGGUCAGCAAGGACACGCUCUGCGAGGUGGUGAGUAUCCUCGGCAUGCGAGCCGUGGAGGAGCGGAUUGGCCAAAUCUACGAGACCAUCUCAUUGGCCAGUUUUGAGUUCAGCGACUUCGUGGCUUUCGUCCAGAAGUAUUGGGAGCAGUGCCGGCACGAGUCCCUGUCCUCCAUCUUCGGCCGGUUCAGGCACGACGGCGAGGUCCAUUGCGACUCCUUGAAGCCCGCGCUGGCGUUCAUGAACUUGCACACGAACCAAGAGUGGAUCGACGAGGUCGUCCAGGGCAUUACGCAGUAUUCCACUCUCGACUUCAACGAGUUCAUGGUAUUUGUCGACCUCUAUUGGAACCGGCUGAAGGAGGCCUACGCCCGGGCCUUCCGGGAGUGCGACGAGGAUGGCGCAGAUGGCCGAGGACUCCGCGCGGGCCUCCGGCGGUUCCUGUGGAUGCAGCUGUGGCCGCCGCCCUCGGCUGCCGUGCCCGUGGGCUUCGACCUCGUCCCCUCCGAGGACGCGCUCGGCCAGGACGCACUGCUGCUCGGGCCCCCGGGCGCGCUGCGCCGCCAGCUGGCGCUGCGCUACUGCGAGCUCACUGGGCGGGAGGCGGAGGUGCUCCAUGGGCACGCCAGGGGUGGUCUUGUGCUGUUGUCGUGCUACUUUGAAGUUGGGCGAUGGAGCGACGUGAAUGUGAUGAGGCUCUAUGACAUCGCUACAACGCUGCGGGGUUGGAACAGGCCGUUUCUGAUGGCGGGUGAUUUCAACUGUGAUCCGACACAUUUUGGGGAGUAUGGUUUCUUGGACUUCAUCCCUGCUGCAGUGGUCGCGAGGCCCCCUGCUCCUGCAGGGCAACUCCCUGUGGGCACGUGCCGCAGCGCCCAGGGUGCCUACUCGACCAUUGACUACUGGCUGGCCAGCUUGUCCAUUGCGAGCUCGCUGGCGCAGCCUGUGCCUGUGGACGGAUGGCCUGCAUUGCCGCAUUUCCCGAUGGUGACGUCCCUCGACGUGCGGGCCAAGGCGGUCAAGUUCCUCGUCCUGCGGGCGCCGAAGGCUUUUCCGAAGGCGGCCCCGACCGAGGAUGUCACGCCUGUGCUGGCGGAUCGUACCCGCGAACUCAUCGAGGAGGAUGUGGUGCUGGGAGGUGAUGCGACUCCUGGUCAGGCUCAGGCGCGGCUGGACCACCUGUACGCUGAGUUUAUGAACGUCGUGGUGCUGACGGUGACGAGGGACACCACCGAAGCGGACCUCAAGCAGAGGCGCGAGCUCAGCACGGGCCCCGGCGGCACCUGCACCGUCUACGCGGACGGGGCGCCUGUCCGCUGCGCGCUCAAGGGUCGGGUCCUCAUCCUGGACGGCAUCGAGAAGGCUUUGAAGGGUGGCAACCAGGCAGAGCGCAACGUCCUCCCGACCCUCUCGGGCAGUGCCACGGGGAGCGCCGCUGGCGGUGGUCACCGGGCGGCGGCCUCCCUCUGGCACUGCCCGGCCCUCAACAACCUGCUGGAGAACCGGGAGAUGGCCCUGGACGACGGGCGCUUCCUGGUGCCCGCGCGGCGCUACGACGCCCUGGCGUCCGCGGCGGGCGCUGCCGGCGCGGCGGGGCUCGGCAGGCUGGCGAGAGUGCACCCCGACUUCCGCGUCAUCGCGCUGGCGCUGCCCUGCCCGCCCUUCGUGGGCAACCCUCUGGACCCACCGCUGCGCUCGCGCUUCCAGGCCCGCGUCGUCUCGCCGCCCCUGCUGGCCGCGCCCUCGCAGCUGCGGCCGCUGGGCGCCUCGGUCCCCGAGGCCCUGCUCCGCCGCCUGGCCGCGGCGCAGCGGGCCCUCAACGCGCACGCCCUCGGGGGCGAGGCGGCCGCGGAGGCGCUGGCGGAGGCCUUGCCCCCGGGGGCGCGACCGCCCGUGCUGUCCCACGACGCCCUCCUCAGGGUCCUGCGGCUCGUGUCCGGCGCCGGCGUGCUGCCCGAAGGCUGCAGACCCGCGCUCUCGGCGGCCCUCGCGCGCGCCUACCCGCUGGACUUCGGGGGGGACCUCCUGUCCGGGGUCGCCGCUGGCGCUGGCGCGGGCUCGAGGGGCUCCGCGCUGCGGGAGGCGGCUGCGCAGUGGCUGAGGCACUUCCAGCUCGACGCCGGCGACCAGGGCGGCCAGGGCGCGCUCGAGCUGCGGGAGGGGGGCGCGGCCACCUCCGCGGGGGACGGCGCGGGGCACGUCCUGGUGAGCCUGGGCAGCGGCGAGCCCGUGAGGUGGGUCGGGCGGGUCGGGCAGCGGAAGUUGUGCCGGCAGGGCGGCUGCUGA